This is a messenger RNA of Zymoseptoria tritici IPO323, 1737 nucleotides long. Its product is annotated as putative multicopper oxidase, type 1. Bases 1 to 1737 code for a protein of 578 amino acids. NCBI's taxonomy places the organism in Eukaryota, Fungi, Ascomycota, Dothideomycetes, Mycosphaerellales, Mycosphaerellaceae. Gene Ontology annotation, molecular function: copper ion binding; oxidoreductase activity. The record is from RefSeq and is a predicted model, not a curated record. The transcript has 3 exons.
AUGCUCACUGGUACUGCGGUACUCGCAGCUGAGAUCAGAGAAUACAACCUGACUUUAGAAGCUUCUUGGAUCGGAAGCAAGAUGGACGGCAAUCCACGAGCGGUCCUCACGGUCAAUGGGCAAUCGCCGGGUCCAGUUAUUGAAGCCGAUGAAGGUGACACUCUCCGUGUGAGAGUGACGAACAACAUGUUCAUCGAGGCGACGAUGCACUUCCACGGCAUAUUUCAGAGCGACAAAUACUGGAAUGACGGUGUACCAGGAGUCACGCAGUGGCCGCUCGAACCGCGGAAUUCAUACACCUACGAAUUCAAAGUGAGCGACAACCAGACUGGCUCAUAUUUCUAUCACGGACAUUUCGGACCCGCUUUCGCCGAUGGCCAACGAGGACCAAUCUGGAUUCGUCCAUCUGCAUCUCGACCAAGACCAUACGAUUUGAUCUCCGAUGACAAGAAAGAGAGAGCGGCAAUGCUUGCGGCUGAGAAGAAGCCAAAGCAUGUAAUGGUUUCUGAUUGGAAUUUCGACGGCAUGGAAGUGCUUAUUCCAUUAUUUCGUGAUGCGGGCGUCACACCGUCCUGUGCAUCAUCAAUCAUCUUCAACAGCAAAGGUCGACGAUUCUGCGUCUCUCGCGACGAGCUGGACCAGUUUGAUCCAGAGAGAAAGCGAGACUCGCUCGGCUGCCUUCCUCCCAUGGUGGGAGCUCAAUUUACCAACAAGCGAGAAUGCGAACCGACUUACACCGACCUGGAGGUCUUUGAGGCUGAUCACGGAGACACAUGGAUGCUGCUCAACUUCAUCCAUCCUGGCGCCCAUCAUGAGCUCAGAUUGUCGGUCGACGAGCACGAUAUGUGGAUCGUCGCAGCUGACGGUGAUUUCGUCAAGCCUACGAAAGUCCAAGCAAUAAACCUGAACAUGGGUGACAGGAUCUCAGUUCUUGUUCCACUGGACCAGACAGCCGGAGAAUACGCGAUCCGUGCUUCUUCAAUCGUCGAAGAGCAUAUUAUCCAGGGCAUUGCGAUUCUUCGGUAUGCUGGCAUCGAUGAACGUCGUCAGGACGGAGUUAUGCUUGUACCCGAUAGCAAGCCACAUAUCAAUCUUAUCGGCAACACGAUCAAUGGCGGUCGCAUGAUGGACGAGCUCGACGAUCUCGCUGCUUUCCCUCCGCGAUCUCCCCCACCAACUGCGGACCACGAAUUCAAGUUCGUUGUCAAUCAGACCGCACCUUCUACCUGGGUGCUCGCGAGUGAGCCACACCAAGGCUUCCGCCAGCAGAUGCCUCCCAUACUCUGGAACCAACAGUCUAUGGGUCCAACCUCCUUCGGGGGUCUCAAGAAUGGUAGUGUUGUUGACAUAAUUUACGAGAAUGCUGCAUACGGCGAUCAUCCGUUCCACAAACACAACCACAAAGCGUUCAUCAUUGGACGUGGCGAUGGUUUCUGGAGAUGGAAGAACGUCGCUGAAGCAAUCAAGGACUCACCGCAGAACUUCAACAUGAUCGAUCCACCUCUGCGGGACGGAGCCAGACUAGCGAAGGAACAUGGCUCCUGGACCGUCAUCCGCUACACCAUCAACUUCCCCGCUUUAUCCAUGUUACAUUGUCACAAGAUCGCACAUUUUGCAGGUGGCCAGCAAAUCGUACUUAUGGAGGGCGCCGAGGCUAUGGCCCCUCUGCCAGAGUACGUCAAGAAUCUGGUCCACGCCGACUUCGUUCCAUCGAACAGGUACGGACCGCUUGAUUGA